AUGCAGGAAGGAAGCUUCUACCCUGCUUGUGUCAAGGAAGGAAGGGGUCCCAUCCAUGGAGAAGCUGCGGGUGUAGAUGGUAUAGCGACCAGAGAAGAGGAGGUGGAGCAGCAGCAGCAGCAGCAGGCCAACAUCCAGCACCCAACACCUCUGAACCUGAAUAUAUACCAACAAACAUACAACGGACAGAGCAGUCCAGUCACAUCUUCUGCAGACCAACGUGCGCUCGCCACCGGCCGCUGGUGUCGCGCCCGCCGGAGCCCUGCCUCCGCCCGCUGUUGCUUCGGCGACUGCCGCGGCCCGACCAGUUCCUCCCGCGCCCGUCGUUUCCCCCACUCCCUUGCGUGCCAGCACCAGCAGGAGCUCCCGCCUCGCCGGCUAUCGCCCACACCCCCGCCGCAUCCCCGAGCUGCUGCUCACCGCUGCUUCCUGCGCAUCCCCGCGGCGCCCGCGCUGCCGCCCCUGCGCGUCGUCCCCGCCACUCACAGCUCCCCGCUCCGCUUCGCCUCACUCCGGCCGCCCCCCUCCCCCGCGCUCACCUGGCCCGCACCCGGCGACCUCUGGCCACCCCGUCGUGGCUGCGCCCGUCGCUCCGUGUCCGCCCCGACGGGCGCCUACGCCCGCACCCGCGCCCGUGAAGCCAACGCCUGCUAA
Messenger RNA from Aegilops tauschii subsp. strangulata, 654 nucleotides. NCBI's taxonomy places the organism in Eukaryota, Viridiplantae, Streptophyta, Magnoliopsida, Poales, Poaceae. The record is from RefSeq and is a predicted model, not a curated record.